Molecule: messenger RNA, 1851 nt
Organism: Saccostrea echinata
Lineage: Eukaryota; Metazoa; Mollusca; Bivalvia; Ostreida; Ostreidae
Product: WW domain-containing oxidoreductase-like
Exons: 8
Coding region: 1-1224 (407 amino acids)
Molecular function (GO): protein binding
Source: RefSeq, a predicted model, not a curated record
AUGUCUGCGCCCAUAAUUGACACUGACAGUGAAGAUGAACUACCACCGGGUUGGGAAGAACGUGUAUCUGCACAGGGUCAAGUGUAUUAUGCAAAUCAUGAGACUAAGGCUACACAAUGGGACCAUCCUCGCAGUGGGAAGAGGAAACAGAUAAAAGGAGAUUUGCCUUAUGGAUGGGAAAAACAAAUAACUGAUGAUGGUGUUAUAGUAUUUGUGGACCAUAUCAACAAAAAGACGACGUACACAGAUCCAAGGUUAGCAUUUGCAGAGGAUGAAAAGAAAACACCUUUAGAUUUUAAACAGAAGUUUGAUGGAAAUACUGCUGCAAUGCAAGUGGUUCAGGGGAAAGACCUUUCUGGAAAAUAUGCAAUUGUGACAGGGGCAAACAGUGGGAUUGGGUAUGAAACUGCGAGAACUUUGGCUUACUUUGGUGCUACAGUUAUUCUGGCCUGCAGAAAUCUGGAGGCAGCAAACAAAUGUAAAAAGACUAUUCUGGAAGAGAGGCCAUCUGCCAAAUUAGAAGUCAUGCAUUUGGACCUAGCUUCUUUGAAGAGUGUGAGGAUGUUUGCUGAGGAAUACAGAUCAAAUAAAUGGCCACUGCAUUUACUGAUUCUGAAUGCUGCAGUGUUUGGUUUGCCUUUUACAAAAACUGAAGAUGACAUUGAAAUAACCUUCCAAGUAAAUCAUCUGGCCCAGUUUUACCUGACCAAGCUUCUGUGGGAGGUUCUAGCAUCAUCUUCUCCAUCGCGAAUCGUAAUAGUGUCCUCGGAAUCACACAGAGCUAGUGACCUUUCCCUUGACAACAUCAGUGAGGGCAAGUUAUCUCCCAUGCGCAACCAAUAUCAGGACUUGCAGGCUUACAAUAACUCUAAACUAUGUAAUGUCCUAUUUUCUCUUCACCUAAACAAACUUCUGUCAGAUAAAGGAGUUACUAGUAACUCAAUACACCCUGGAAAUGUGAUGUACACACACCUCUCUAGAAACUGGUGGUUCUACAAAGUGAUAUUUUUCGUGGCCAGGCCCUUUACAAAGUCUUUGCAACAAGGUGCAGCCACUACGGUGUUCUGUGUUACCUCUGCACAAUUGGAGGGAGUGGGCGGACUGUACUUUAACAACUGCUGUCGUUGUGAACCCUCCAAAUCUGGCUGUGAUGAGGAACUGGCUCUCAGGCUCUGGAACCUCAGUGAGGGGAUGUUACAGAAGGCGCUGAACAGAGAGAACUAGAGAUUUGUCACAUCACUUCAUAAAAGUCCAGCUAAAAUGUGAUACAGUGUCCACAAGAGAGGAAGUAGGAACAGACUUAGUAGUCAGAGAGAAAUGGAAUUCAUCAGUUGAAGGAAUCUUGGUAUCAAAAUGUGUGGAAGCACCAGAAAGAGGCUGAAGCAUUGAUAUAGUGCUAGCUGGAGAAGAUAUAUAACUGAUCAAUACCCAUUAAACGCCAGUUAUCCACUGUUUAAUCUCCAAGUGAGAAUACAGAGUCUUAAUAGAAUUGGAAUGCAACUAACACAGAAAUUAAGAUUACUGGUAUUAAUAUAGUUUUUGCAUUGUAUACAAUACCAGUGUUUAACAAACAAACAAAAAACCAUUUAGAUAUAGAUAUUGUAUAUAUUUCAAUCAUGAACAAUGUUUUUAAAAAAAAAGUUUAGUAUUAGAAUAUUACAUGACUGAGUGAAUUUCAUAAGUCUUUGUUUAUUUUUCAAGACUUGGAGACAAAUCGAAAAUAUUUCUUGUACAUCCAUAUAAAAAAAAUGUUUUUGUGAACAUAUGUUCUUUUUGUUUAUUAACCCCCCCCCACCCCACUUUUUGCACUGUUAAUGAAUAAUUAAAUUGCUAUAAAUAUUUAUUUAUUAA